AUGGUGCCCGAUGGCGGCGUCAAGGACCAGGAGGCCCCGAGCUCCUCGUCUCCACCCGCUGCGGCGAUAGCGAGGGCGGCACGGCCGCCUAGGCCAGUGAGCUUUAAGACCAAGAGGAUCGCGUGGCACCCGCUCAAGCACCGCCGGUUCCGCGUGGGGGCCACCAAGACGAUGUUCGAGGCCUCAUCGUCCGCUCGGCUGGUAAGGGGAGCCAGAGAGGUGGGGGAGGCUACCACGGCGGCGGCGGCCAUGGGGCCGCCCAAGGAGGACGAGAAGGGGCACAUAUGCGGCAGCUGGAAGAGUGAGGAUGGAAGUUUGUAUUGUGGAUAUUCUAGCUUGAGAGGGAGAAGAGCAAGUAUGGAAGACUUCUACGACAUGAGAUCAUCUAAAAUGGAUGCUAAAAACAUAAAACUUUUUGGAGUAUUUGAUGGACAUGGUGGUUCAUGUGCCGCGGAGUAUCUCAAGGAGCACUUAUUUGAAAAUCUCCUGAAACACCCCUCUUUCAUUACUGAUACAAAAACAGCAAUAAGUGAGAGCUAUACGAAGACUGACUCAGAUUUCUUGGAUGCUGAAACCAAUAUUCAUAGAGAGGAUGGGUCAACUGCAUCAACAGCAAUUUUUGUUGGCAACCACCUCUAUGUGGCAAAUGUUGGCGAUUCACGGGCUGUAAUAUCGAAGGCGGGCAAAGCUAUUGCGCUCUCUGAUGAUCACAAACCAGACAGAAGUGACGAGCGGGAACGGAUUGAAAAUGCUGGAGGAGUUGUUACAUUUAGUGGAACAUGGAGGGUAGGUGGUGUACUUGCCAUGUCUCGGGCAUUUGGAGAUCGUUUGUUGAAGCCGUUUGUUGUUGCAGAGCCUGAGAUUCAGGAACAAGAAAUAGAUGAUGAAUUGGAGUAUCUGAUUUUGGCUAGUGAUGGCCUGUGGGACGUGGUGUCAAAUGAGCACGCUGUUGCAUUUGUGAAGGGGGAGGUGGGUCCUGAGGCUGCGGCCCGAAAGCUGACAGAGAUUGCUUUUGCGCGUGGGAGCACGGACAAUAUAACAUGCAUAGUUGUAGAGUUUCACCGUGCCAAAUAA
Triticum turgidum subsp. durum (durum wheat) is the source of this 1074-nucleotide messenger RNA. The record is from the annotation of a GenBank genome assembly. Lineage: Eukaryota; Viridiplantae; Streptophyta; Magnoliopsida; Poales; Poaceae.